This is a messenger RNA of Dothidotthia symphoricarpi CBS 119687, 600 nucleotides long. RefSeq lists its product as uncharacterized. The annotation marks the transcript as partial. The record is from RefSeq and is a predicted model, not a curated record. The transcript is spliced from 2 exons. Lineage: Eukaryota; Fungi; Ascomycota; Dothideomycetes; Pleosporales; Dothidotthiaceae.
AGAGCUUAUACGGAGCAAAUCGAAAAGAGACUUGACGAGAGAGAUGUGGUACAAGGUCGGGUGUUCUGGCUGCCGUCCAGAGAAGAACUUCCUGAGCGUGCAGUGAGGAGAGCCCAUGGGAAAGGUGCAAUCGAAGAAGGCAUAUACAACCACCCAGUAGUUGUCGUGUCUAGGCCAGCGGAGGAAGACAAUGUGGUACACUUCCAUCUUAUAACUUCGUUGCAGGGCAAAAAGCUCGAUCAGUUAUACAACAAAGCCAACGAAUUCCACGCCAGUCGACGGUCGUGGUAUUUGCCCAUCUCACCUACUCCAGAUCAUCCCGAUGCCACCUCAAAGAAGUCCAGGAAACGCUUUCCAACACUCGAACUUGCGAAUGGUGCCACUCUGCGAUGGGAUUCCUACGUGAACAUUCGACACGUCUACAAAAUCGACUGGUCGCUUCUGAGGACAUACGCAAACUCGGAAACUCCACACACGCAGCUCUUUGAAUUUGAGGGCGAGUCGAUGAGGAGGCUGUUGGCCAAGAGUAAAUUCUUGACCAUGUACGAGUCCGGUCCACAAUUGCCGAGCCUGAGCUUGCAAAAGUCAGUGUCGAUGCCA